Leguminivora glycinivorella is the source of this 1300-nucleotide messenger RNA. Its product is annotated as putative inactive cysteine synthase 2. Bases 234 to 1208 code for a protein of 324 amino acids. Gene Ontology annotation, molecular function: cysteine synthase activity. Gene Ontology annotation, cellular component: cytoplasm. NCBI's taxonomy places the organism in Eukaryota, Metazoa, Arthropoda, Insecta, Lepidoptera, Tortricidae. The transcript has a single exon. The record is from RefSeq and is a predicted model, not a curated record.
GCGCGUCAGUCACAUUAAAUCAUUCAUAGUGUUAAAACAUACCCUUUUUUAUUGUACCAGGUUAAUUCAAGGUCCGUAAUAUUUGGGUCUACGCGUAACUAAAUUACCUUGACUAUCCAUUAGUAAUGAUAUCAGUACAAAGGCAGCACACAUCGCUAGUGACUUUUUAAGCAACGCGCGCGACACACGGGCUCAGUGCGGUGCUGAACAUCGGCAAGUGCUGCGUUUUUAAGAUGGCUCCCUCCAGAGACAAUGAGAUUAAAUCUUCGGCGUUGGAGCUGAUCGGGAACACACCCAUAGUCGCCUUGGAUCGUCUAUAUUCGGGCCCCGGACGCAUCUUAGCGAAAUGCGAAUUCAUGAACCCUGGAGGUUCCAUCAAAUGUCGGUCCUCGUUAUACAUGAUACAGAAUGCUAGGAAGAAUGGUGAUUUGAAGCCUGGGAGCCCAGUGCUUGAAGUAACAUCGGGGAACCAAGGAACUGGACUGGCUGUUGUAUGUGCAGUGCUUGGACAUCCGUUAACUCUGACCAUGUCUAAAGGGAACAGCGUGCAACGUGCUAUACAUAUGGAGGCUCUUGGAGCGAAAUGCGUUCGAGUUCCUCAAGUUGAAGGUACAUAUGGAAAAGUGACUUUAGCUGAUGUGGAAGCGGCUGAGAAGGAAGGGUUAAGGUUAGUUGACGAAACCGGAGCAUUUCUCGUUAAUCAGUUCCAUAAUGAAGCUAAUGUUCAAUCGCACUACGACUCAACAGGCCCUGAAAUUUGGAGACAGACUGGGGGAAAAGUGGACGCGUUUGUCGCCACCGUUGGGACGGCCGGGACUUUUACGGGCGUCUCUAAAUAUUUGAAGGAUAAGAAUCCAGAGAUUGUGACGUAUGUGGUGGAGCCGGAAGGUGCUGAGCCGAUCGCUGGAAAGGCUAUUACGAAGCCGUGCCAUCUGCUGCAAGGAUCGGGGUAUGGGGCAGUUCCUGGGUUAUUCAAGUUUGAGUAUAUGGAUGGUACUAUGAAUGUGUCAGACGAAGAGGCGGUGCAUUAUAAGAAGCUGCUUGGGGAGAAGGAAGGUUUAUACGUUGGGUACACUAGCGGGGCGAAUGUGGCUGCCGCCGUGAAGCUGCUCAAGUCGGGGAAGCUGCCGAAGGACGCGUGGGUGGUCACUAUGCUGAACGACACGGGCUUGAAGUACACUCCUGUUCCGGACGAAUUGACAAAGUGAAAACGCCUGUGAAAGUUGUGAUAAAACUAUAUUUAGGGACAUUUAAUGGUAAGAAGUGUAUUUUGUUAUUAAAUAAAGUGAUAAUUUGAGUA